AGGUUACUUGGCAUUCUGGGACACAAACAGUGGUCUGUAUGAAUAGCUUCAACAUCGACAGCAUCCACUCAGGAGAGAGGACGACGAGUGAAACAGCAACAGCAGCUAGCCUGGAGACAAAGAGCAAACUGGGCUUUCACAUCCGGCUUGUGAGUCCUGUUUGUCGCUCUGGUGUCCGGGAGAGGCGGCUCUGAAAGGCCGGUGGCGGUGGUUUUAGUCUCGAGAUUGCACUGUUGGACUUUAUCCUCGCAGAGAGCUAGUUAGCUAACGGCGGAGAGUAAGUUAGCCACGCAGUGAUUUGUGCUGGUGAGUUAUCGCUAAAACUGGAUGUGAAUGCUGGGGGAGUCCUGAAAGUUGAUGUGGAUAGCACAGGCUCUCCCCUUGUCAUGCAGACCCAUCUUUGUCGUGUCCCUCCGGCCGCUGACUCAACCUUGUCCUGAGCGAAGUGAUAACAACUCUGAAGAUGGCGAGUGCUUUAGACAGCGACUACAAAACUGACAACAUCAAGUCACUGCGCUGGCACGCUACACAGCUGGUGUACCCGAGAUAAACUGCUAACACGGGUUAAGUUGGGCAGUUAAUGUAAUGGCAAAAGGUUACCUGUAUGCCUUACUAUGCCAGUGCAGUAACAGCACCAGAGCAAUGGACUACUACUUAUGCUGAAGCCAUCGUCUGCGAAGUUUGUGAUUACUUGUCUCUGUUGAGAUGGACUUUGACUGUGUUUAGACGCUUUCUAGGAGCCUGUAACAUAACAGCUGCUUCCAGGUCAAUCUGAGCUCCACUGCUGGUCCCCAGAGGCUGUUUGAGGACCGACAUGUCAAUGUCAGGGGCUACGACCGUGCAGCUUUUCACCAAGCUUGUAAAGCACGCAGUGGGCAAGACGCAGAUCCAGCUGAACCGCUGGCUGCAGAAGACCUCCACGGAUGAGUGUGACAAAAUCGACAUCCUAAUAUGCAACGCUUUUGAUGAGAGGGGGACUGGCUUGGGGAAGUCGGAUGGUGUUCCCGAGGCCAGCGUUGACGCAGGGGGGACGACCUUCACCGGUGGUGCAGAGUUCAGACACCCGUGUUGUAUCACCACCUUCUGUUUUAAAAGCGCCCUGCUGGCGUGCAUCCUCACUGCUGUGUGCUUCUCCUCGGUGGCUCUGGUACGCCAAUACCUCAAGGACCUCCUGCUCUGGGUGGAGAGUUUGGACAGCUUUGUUGGAGCCAUGCUCUUUAUAGUUGGUUUGAUUAUCGUGUCCUUUCCAUGUGGAUGGGGAUAUAUUGUUCUUAACGUGGCUGCUGGCUACCUCUACGGCUUUGUGCUGGGCAUGGGACUAGUUAUGGUGGGGGUUCUAAUAGGGACCUUUGUGGCACACGUGGUGUGCAAACGACUGUUGACUGACUGGGUGCUGAACAAAGUUGGAAACAACGAACAGCUCAGUGCCGUCAUACGCGUGGUGGAAGGAGGAAGUGGACUCAAAAUUGUGGCCUUAGCAAGACUCACCCCCAUACCUUUUGGACUCCAAAAUGCAGUUUUCUCGAUCACAGAUGUGUCCUUGCCAAACUACCUGGUGGCCUCCUCUGUGGGCCUGUUGCCCACACAGCUUCUAAACUCCUACCUGGGCACCACACUUCGUACUAUGGAGGAUGUCAUCGCUGAGCAAAGCGUCAGCGGCUACUUCGUUUUCAGCCUGCAGAUCAUCAUCAGCAUCGGCCUGAUGUUCUACGUCGUGCAUCGGGCUCAGGUAGAGCUCAACGCAGCCAUCGCUGCCUGCCAGAUGGAGCUGAAGUCGUCGCACAUGAACGGCUCCUCCACCAAUCACAGCAGCUUCACCUACUGCAGCAAGAGGGUGACAGCUGGAAGCGGAAACUGCAUCAACAUCGUGUGAUCUCGAAUCGCCGCACGUGGCUGUAGCAGCCUAGACCUGGUCACUCAAUUGUAACGCACGUAUCCUUGAGGGAACCAGCACAGUUCAGCUGGUGUCCCAAACACGCCGGCGGCACGGUAACGUACUGCAGCGAUCGUCCCGGCAUCAGUGUACGCCUGUAGUCGGUGUGGAAGUGCGGGACCACGCGCCUGAUAAUGGUGCUGAUGAACGUGGUACGUCAUAAUGGUAGUUUAUUUGUUUUCUGUUAAUGGUACUUUUUCACAUUUGUUACAUGAGAUGUCUGCAGAAAUGUGACGAUCUCAUGGCAACCUGCGAAAUAGUCACGAUAUUUAAUCCUUUUUUUUGUGCUCAUCUAGAACUUCAACUUACAAAGUCCACACUGGGAGGCGGGAGAUGGUGGCAGUGGCAUGAGUUAAUCAUACACUUAUUGAGACUGUAGUUUGAAUGCUGGGCAGGAGUAGAGCUUUCAGACUCUGUUUUAUUACCUUUACACUUAAGAUGUUUGCUUGCUUUUACUGCGGUUUGGCACCAAAAGCACUAACAAAAUAGUAGUUUGGGUUAAAAUGCAAAGUUUGUUUUCUACAUGAUCUAACGUGACUGUUUCACUUUUGCCAUGAGAGUGGGCAAAAAUAUGGCGGGUAGCACAGUGAGCGAGUUUUAAAGUACAUGGCAGGAAAUGAAAUGCCUGCUUUUUUUUUCUGAAUGUGCAGGUCCUUUCAAAGGAACCGAUUUUACUUUUGAUUUCAGUGUCAAAAGAACACCAGCCUAUGCACCUUUAAGUAUACCUGUUUCUAUUUUAUUUCAGGUGAUUGAUUUUGCUUAUUUGCAGUAUGAGUAAUAAAGGGCAUUAUUAAUAUUUUUGAAUUAUUUGGCAUUUUAAUUAUGGUUCCCUUUUUUUAAGUGUCUUAUUUUUGGACUAUGGAGAAGGCGGGAACACUCCCAGUGCGCGUAGGCUUUCAGUUUGAGCACCUCCUGCAGGUUUGAGAGGAGAGCCGGGAACUUUAUAAUCCAAUAUGUUUAACUCAGAGCCACACACCCUGCGAGCGAUUCCCGCAUCAUUGGUGAUCCAUUUAGAUUUUUCAUUAAUGUUCGUUUUACUUUUGUUUUUGUUUUUGCUGUGAGAUUUUUCUUUUUCUGGAGAAUUAUAGAGGUUUUUUUUUUCUCUCUUUUCUUUAAAAUGGUUGAUUUGAUAAAUCAGUGCAAUACAUCUAAGAACGAAACUGCAAGAAUGUCACAUUUCAGUGCUGAAACCAAACUAAUAAGAAAUGCUGUCAUGCAUACGACAUAACACAAACCCAAGUCUGUGUGUUAUUUGGGGUUUAUCUUACUUAGAUUACAGAGAUGUGAGCUCGAUGAGA
Molecule: messenger RNA, 3231 nt
Organism: Haplochromis burtoni (Burton's mouthbrooder)
Lineage: Eukaryota; Metazoa; Chordata; Actinopteri; Cichliformes; Cichlidae
Gene: tmem64
Product: transmembrane protein 64
Exons: 3
Coding region: 815-1873 (352 amino acids)
Source: RefSeq, a predicted model, not a curated record